AUGGCCGAUCCAAUCAACUGGCUCUUGUUGGUGUCACUCGUCGUUAUCGUCAUCGUCUCCGCUGCCUUCCUCUUCUACUGGAAUCGUCUUCUUGGCUGGCUCGUCGCCUGGGCGGUCCGUCUCUUCACAUGGCGCGUUUACCACGCUUACAUCGUCAUCGGAAGUCUGCAGGUCUCUCCGCUUGCCGGUAGAAUAGCUUUCAGAGAUGUCGAAUAUCAUUCCAGCAAUCUCACCAAAUUACCUUGUAGAAUCGCUAUCACAGCUGAAGGCUUGGAAGCGUUCGUCUUCAACCGUACUCCCGCUUAUGACGCCAUUGUGGAACGUAUGAAGAAACACGAGAGGGAGAGUAAAGAAUUUAGUGGUGUCUCCGAAGAGACUUUAAGGACGAACACUCAGGAAAAUGAACGUUCUCGUUCGCGACUUCGAAAAGUUGCAAAAACCACUUCUCACACUAGCUCUUUCCCUUCUUCCAAUAACCUCCACAAGACUGGUAGUGUCCCUGGUGCCGCACAUGAUCUUCCUUACACCAUAAAACCGAUGAACAAACCAACGAAGGAUGGAGUAGACUGGUUCUGCGAAGCUUUACCAAUGGAUAUACGUAUCAGUACAGGAUCUCUCGUAUUGGGUUCUGAUGCUACACCCAUGGUACUCAUCGCGGACUUCAAAAAGGCUCAAGGUACUCUGAACGUUACAGAAUCUCGAUCCAUUUGCGAUUUGUACAAAUUGGAAAUGGAUAUGAGUUUUGAAAAACCUCAUGUACUCAUGAGAACCAAUGUCGAUUACUCUGGACCUCUUUUAGCUCAUGGUCGAAAAGCCUACGACGAAUUAUUAAAACAAGAUCGAGAUAUAGCAAAACAACCUCCUUCCUCCAUUUCCACUUUCCCAGGUUUUCACACCCUCGCUAAGAAAUUUUCAUUCUUAUACAAUCCUAAAUUUUCAACACCCCCUGUUCUUGGUUUACCACAAGAUCGAAUAUGGAGAGGUUUAGCUAGAUAUCGAGAACCAGACAUGACAACUCCCAAAACUCCCAAAAGAGAAGAUCGAGAAUAUGCGAAGAAAACCACUCUACUCGUUUCUGAUAGAGUGGACGUAUUGUAUUAUUCGGACGCUCCUGGUCCCGUUCCUAGACCCGAGGAGAUUAUUGAACCUGAUAAACACGAUGAAUUAGGUAAUGUCGAUUUACCUCCAGAAUAUGGGAUUGAUAUAACUAUUUAUGGAGGAGAUGUGACUUAUGGUCCUUGGGCAGAUAGACAGAGAGAUGCUUUACAAAAAGCUUUCGCUCCAUCUAUCUUCUUCGAUUCGGAACCUAAACCUCGAUUGAAAUUUGGAGAAACUCGAAUACAUUCAGCACUGGUACUCAAUAUAUUCUUGGAGAGGGAUACAAAGCUCAUACUUCCUACCAGAGAACCUUCCAAAGAUUGGCAAUUUGAUGGACUUGGAAAAGUGGAAAGAAAAUAUGGAUGGUUGGAAAUCACUGCUGGGGCAAACUCUUCCAUCAUAUACACUCAAUCACAAUUCGCCACCACUCAUGGAUACGAUGCCAUGUUAGUUCUCAAUCUCGAUUCUCUAGAUAUCUCUUCUAGUGUAGCAUAUCAAAGUUUCAUCAACGCCAAAUCAUGCCGAUUAUCAAUGACAAUGCCCACUCCUCUUCGCUGGGACGCUCAACGUGAUUGGGGUCUUGAUGUCGCAGUCGAGUCACCCACCAUAACCCUUCUUCGUGAUCAUACCACUUUAAUCUCGGAUCUCGCACGCGAUUGGAGUUCUGGAGCUACAGGUGACUUCCAUCAUUUCGUACCCAAUCACUACAACUUCCGUGUCAUUCUCCUCGACUACUGUUUUCAUUUAUUCGUAAAUGAUUUCAAUAUAGUAGACGAUCCUAAAUCUCGAGAUGGUAACGCUUUCAUGGAUGUUUAUGGACCUCGACUCGAAUCCUACAUCGCUGUUGCGGCCACACAAUAUCGACCAGAAUUCUCGACUGUGCCUUUCACCGUCGACUUAUCCGAUGCCAGAGUGGAACUGGGAUUACCGACUUGGGACACUCAUCGUUCUUUCGAUUCUCCGGAUCCUAUAGAGAUUGGCAAAAUUGGUCAUUUAAAGGCAUCUGGUUCUUAUCGUUACUAUUCGGUACCUAGUCCGGAACAUCAAGAAACUAUGACUCUCCAUCUUGAAGGUAGUCAAGUGAUCUUCAAAUCUAUGGGAUGGGUCUUGCGUAGACUGUUCUGUAUCAAAGAUAAUUAUUUUGGAGGGUUCACUCAAUAUUCAAACCUCAACGAAUUCCUCGAACGCUUCGAUCAUGAUCCCAAUUCCGUCGGCGAUCCAGUGGAGGAGAAAUAUCGUCCUGGUAGAUCCGACCCGUAUGCCGUAUUCGUGACUAUGAACAUUGAGGAUUCACUCAUCCUUCUCCCGGACGAGAUCUAUGGCUGUACCAGGGGCUUAGCGAUGCCUGUACCGCAACUGCAAAUGAAUCUCAAGUCCAUCGAACAUUUCAUGGAGUUAUCAUUGGACGCCCUCCCGACGUAUAUCGUCCCUCUAGACGACUUCACACCCGCUUACUCAUAUGGCAAGGUCUCGAUAGUCAAUUCGAAGGAAGUGAUUUUCAUCGAGGGCAUCACGCUCAAAGCGACUCGUUUGUUCGGACCUCAACCAAGGGCGACCACGUAUCUAUGUCUAUGGGAGGCGGUCUUACCUCGAAUAUCUGCAUUCGUUUCGCCAGAGAUGGCCAAAACAAUUGGAAUCGCUGUUCAAGCUCUCCUCUACAACUUUGAGGACGUGGACAACGCCCCUACCGAAGUCUACAUCCAGAAGAGCGCACCCGAUGUGACUUUCUUCAAACUUUCAAUCGAUCAAACCAACAUGGCUCUAUUCGUCAAUAAUGCCAUCGCGACCGUCGAACUUCCUGCCGGUGUCAAUCUCGACACGAGUACUUGGGCGACCAGGACUUGUAAAUCUACACUCGGAUUAGUCCUUCCAGAGGUCGAAGUCAGCCUGCUCACUCGACAACCCACAGCACAAAAAUGGCUCCCUGUUGCUCAAGCAAGCACAGCGUUGACAUUGGAUCUAUAUCGAGCUCCUGAUGGAUGGCAAGAAGCAGCGCAGAAACAACAAGCAUUCAUCAGAGAACAGGACGCUUUGACAAAACGUAUUUGCUAUUUGUACAGUGACGAAGUGAUCAAGACCACCGGACAUCACGUCCAUGGGGUUUACCUACCCGUUCCUAAUUACUUUGAUGAUGAAGACGACGAGACUGAAAUCGAUGAUCUGUCCACACUUCCAUCCCUACAAAUAUCUCAGGACGAACGGGCAUCAUCACCGGAGGAUUCAGAUGCGGAUGAUCCGUCAUACAACGCCCCUCAACACCUCCGACGGAGAUCAAGAUCGAUUGCAACGAUGCAAGAGAAGGAGGUGAUCUCCGCAAGCGAAGAAUCGGACACCUCGUUGGAAUCAAGUGCUGAUGCCUCCGCUUCGGAAGGACAGAACAAUAUGUAUGACAUGGCUUCAGCUCUGGCAGGCAGUAUCAGACUAUUCAAGAGUCUACGAUCCCUGCGUCCUAGUGCGUUUAAGCUACCGUCAGAGUCAACAACUCCUCUACCUCAACAACCCGCUGAUUUGGUUCAUGGAGUCGUUAUGGUCAUCAAAUUGCCGAUUGUCACUGUGGAUCUGCAACCUGGAGUUUUUGCAGCCUUAUCUGCGGUCGCGGCUGAUAUGAACAGAGAAAUACCUCGACCCGAGUUGCUACUUGACUAUCUGCUCAGAGAACAUGCAGAGUCCAUCGAGAAGACAGGACGUAUUCCCGAACCUAAAUUGUUUGACCUUCAGAUCAACUCGGCUCGUAUACAAGCUUCAGCGGAAGGUAAAAAUGUCGCGAUUGCCGAUCUCAGCUUUGAUGGCUUCACUGCUAGAAUUCGGAAUGAACCAACUGUGGAAAGUGACAAGUCAGUCAUAUCUGUUUCAACUUCUGUUAGACGCGCCGAGGUACUCGUCACGACCUUUGAACAACCCAAGAUCUCUCUUCGAGAUGCACCAAAGCCUCUCAUUCUUCCACAAGGAGGUUGGCCGCUUUUACGAUUACUAUGCAAAAAUACUCGGUUCAGGACGCAACAAAAAGACAAGCAUGUCGAAGCGGACGUCUCAAUCGACACCGCCGAUAUUCAAACUGUCACUCCUGUCGUCGGAGUUGUGACUAGGGCUAUACACCAUUGGGAAGAGGCACUAAACGAUUGUCCUCGGGCAACUUGCUCGUCGAGCAUUCCGAAACUACUGUACGACAUCGUGGUCUCGGCGAUGCAGCAAAGCGACGAAGCGUCUAUUCCGGACUUUAUGACAGAGGGUACCUACGGUCUGCACACCAACGAUCAACGUAACAUUCGUCGAGACCUUGGAUGGAACAUGCUUGCCCGUCUUCGACACUGGUUGAAAACCUGCCCUAUGGUCAUGUCUUCCACCGAUCUCACCUCGGACCAAAUGGCGAGUUUUGUGUCGCAGGAACUUGCCACGCUGGAUUACGACACUGGUGGCGUUGCUCGAGUUGUCCGUCAAUUAGACUUUAUGAAGAAGGCAUUUGGUGACGACGGUGACAAUGAAGACCAGAAUAAUGAAAUUCAUCCCUCUUUCGCCAUAUUUCUGUAUCUCAACUCCGUCGUCGUACAACAUCAUGGACGGUUACUCGAGUCGCCUCGCAUCGUUACCAGCUCUAUUGUCGUUGGGACCACGUCGCUCGGAUGGGCGAAGAGCAUGGUGUUCAGGAAUGAACGACGGGUGAAACAUCUUCGCAUGCUUUGCGCUAUAAAAGACUUAGAUGUACGGGCUUACAACAGUCUCCUUUUUGCACUCCAUCGGAUCGUGUCGUCGACCAUCAAGCCUGUAACCACCCCCGACGACCAACGUCAGGAUGAGUCGCAGUCCGCCACUACGUCUGACUCCAACGACCCAUUGGCCUUCGCUAUCAAUUUGGACCUGGGUAAUGCCACUCUCAACAUCGUAGGAGGUGGUGUUCGUCUGCGUACGGUGUUUUCCAACGUUCAGUCGAGAAUGACAGGCAGCAAGAACGUCGCGAUUGAUCAAGGUAAUCCGGUUAAAUCCGCACAAAAGACCAUCCAUCUUCUUCUAGGCGUUAUUGAUGCGGCUUUGCUUCAACCCACUCGAGGACAUGAGCUAGAAUUAUCGCCCCAAGAUCGAUUGGCGAUCUUGGUUCAUGCCGAUGACUUGUCCUAUGUGACGGAUCAACAUUACGCCCCGGGUAGGGCAACGCAGCGAUGCAUUCUCGGAGCCAAGCAUCUUGACAUACAGUCACGCCCUUUACCCAUGAACUUUAUUGAUUUCGCCACGAAUUGGAAAGAAGAACAUUACCCACAUUUCCAACCAGCUAUCGAAGACUUGAUAUCGCUAUUUCGGUCACGUAGCACUAGGAUAUCACCACCGUCUAGUGAAAGACCGCUGACCGUGAUUGACCUUUCACUCGGCUCGGCGCAUAUACAAAUCAGGGCGGCACAGAAAUUGUAUCUCAGAUGGGAAAUUGGUAAACUAUACGUCAAUGAGGAGAAUGUGGAAGGUCGACAUCGUUUUGGCAUCAAGCUGGAACCUCAAAUUGUCGGGGCGUACUUAGAAGAAAAUCUCACGAAGGCUACCACAGGAAAGAAGACGAAAUCGAAGAAGCAAGACUCGUCCGCUCUUCGUUUACCUGCGCUCAACAUGACAGGGGAGUACAGAACUGGCACCGAGCCAACACUUACCACAAUCAUCAAUGUUGGGUUUUUCACGGGUAUACUCAAGCCUGCUAUUCUCGAUCGUCUACUUUCCCUCCACCAUCGUCUUGCGGAAGAGAUGGUGAAAGUUGUACAGCAAUACCAGGAGACGAUACAAAAGAUGUUCCCUAGUCCUCCAUCACCAGAUCAGCUAACGAAUGCCGAUGCUCAACCUUAUAGGCUGCGUUUAGAUCUACGAAUCGCUGUCUCUGGGAUCCGCUUUGGAUUACGAGCUGAUGACGUAACAACUACUCUUCUCUUUGAAGCGCUCAAUCUCGAGGGUACCGCGUCGAACGUUACUGGAGCAGAUAUCGAUCUCCGUUGGGGAGCUAAAAUCAAGCAUCUUGGGUUAUCCCUGGGUCAUUUGGGUCAUGAAGCAUUGUCCGAAUCCGAACAACCAAUGCGCAAAUAUCGCUCAGCGUAUUUGGUCUGCGACAUGGAUGUCGAGGAGCAUCCAGAUGGUUCCGUCCGAGCUUCCCGUCUUACUGUCAACCUUCGACAAAUUCACACGGUCAUGCACGUCGCGGCGCUUAGUGAGAUGGCAGAUCUUAUUCAAAGUUGGUCGUCCGACAUUCAUGUGUUAUACGAUCACAGGGGCGAACAAGUACAAGAGGUCAAGAAGCAAACCACUCAAAUCUUGAAGAAGUUUGAAUCACCCGAGAAAGAGACUAAAACUGUCGCAAGUUGGUUCUCCACGAGAUGGUUACGAGUCCGAGUGAAAGGUUUCGGCAUUGCAGUACCACUGGUGGACGAAACGACUAUCGAUCUGCAAACCAUCAGAGGUACAUCCGUCCCCGCCCUACUUUUCUCCGUCGGGUCUGUCGAAUUCAGUAACAAGCGUAAUGAGACAGCCCGUUUUCAAAUGCAGGAUAUGGCUUUACAGUUUGUGGACAGGUUCGAUCAAAGUAAGACAGAACAUUUCGAACAGGGUACAGGAACGGGAGACAACCAUAUGACCUUACCUUCCAUCAUCAGUGAAGCACAAAUGUCCACUUCAGCUGAUCAAUGGACCGUCUUCGCUCAUUCCACUGCAACUAACUUCAAACUCUCCCUAGCGCCAACUGUUGCCGAUGGAGUUUUUAAGCUCAUCGAUCUGUACGAACAAGGCAAGCAUCGCAUUGCUGAGAUUGAAAAGCAAUACCGUUCUGAGCUUGUCCGGAAUAAUGCUUUGGAAUCAGUGGUCAACAAGUAUGAAGACCAAAGAUCCCCAACUACCAGCCGACAACAACGAGUGGUUAUUCGGUUGUCUUUCGUGUUUAACUCCGGGGUGGUGAUCUUCAAACGAUUGCCCUCUAGAAGGUCGACACAUGAUGUGUUGGACGAUUUCCGGGGUAGACGGACGGAGAGUCGGGAUACAUUUACAUUGCCCAGUGUCUCUGCAUGGGUUGAUUAUGCCGGAGCAGAUGAUCACUCGCAAGGUAGUGAACACGAGGAGGAUGCCGGUGUUCUCGUCUUCAACAUGGCUGUGCAUGAGAGUGAAAAUACUCUACGUCCAUCCAUUUUACCAUUCUUUAUCGAUCUACAAGAACGUAUCGAACGUCGGCCUAAGGCUUCUCCUCAGUCCGAACCGAAUCGACCUGAAAUGCCCGCUUCCAGAAGUACGCCAAUACUCCAAACAAGACCGGCAACGCCGGCACAACGUGUUCCUCACGCAACUCCAGGUUCACUGACCAUUUUAUCAUCUAGAUCUGGCUCGGAAAGGAUCCGAGUUAGCGUGACAUUGCGUAUCGACAAGUCGACCCUUCGAUUUUCAUGUGAGCCCGAUUCUGAUGCCUUUUUGGCGGUUCGAUGGGAUUCUGGAGGGUUCAUGGCCAGUACCACGUUGGGUGGUUCAGAAAUCAUGACAGUGGCUGGUUCCGUAUCUGGAGUGACCUCGGAACUCAGUCAUAUCUAUGCGGCUCCUGGUCGGAGCUGUAUGGUCGCCAGUGCGAAGGACAUGGCCUUUUCCCUCUCAUAUACCCGUUCAACAUCUCUACACCCACCAGGACUAUCUAUUGUAUUCGAUACAGAAGUCUCAUCCCAAUUCCGUCUAGACGCAUACAGCGUGUUCCUCAUUUUCACAGCAGUCUGGAUCGACAACAUACCUGGACUCAAGAAGCUCGGACAAGCACCCGUGGAACCUGUCGCUCCUAUUAAUUUCAUGCCAACUCCACCCAAACUACCCAUCGCCGCGUUGUUCAGAUUCAGAAGUGUCACAUUCGACGCAGAUAUCGUUGUAUCUCGUGCCAAGCUGCAAAUGACACCCAUUGUUAUACGCUCCUUGUCCAACGGAGAACAACUAGAACUCGAUAUACACGUGGGUGUGACGGAAAUCAUUGCCACUGGGGAUAUCUCGGGUGAUGUGCGGAGUGAACGUUUAUCCUUCAACACAGUCCGAAGAUCAUCAAGAGCAAGUGAUUACUCUAAGGCUACCGUUCUGGCAAUGAGUAUUGAGGGAGGCGAUUUGUCCGCGAAUAUGUCUCUGGAUAAGAAGAAUAUUGUGAGAUUGCAUUUGGCACCUUCCACUGUCACUCUUUCGGAUGAUUGGAAAGCUUUCAUGACGGAUCAUCAAGCUCAAGUCGAUCUAGCAUUUGUUGUUGCGGCUGGUCAAUUACAAGGUGUCUUACGUCUCCUCGAACUGCCUCGAUUGUUAGGAUUAUUUUACCGUAUUUUCGAUACUGUCGAGCGACAAAACAACAUCGCUAUUCAACGUUCGGCAGAAUUUAAAUCUCGAGAGCAACGAAAGAAUACUGAACCAGCUCCUGUGACCGCUGCCAUUGCCCAAACUGCCCGUCGCGCGGGACUCAGCUCAAAUACGACUACACAUAUAAAAACAUCCCAAACGAUGCGUUUUGAUCUGAAAGGAAUUGACAUUGGAGUCUUCAACGAAGAUCUGGAUGAUGGACAUGUUGCAGACUUUUAUCGUUUCCUCGUUGGACAAGUACAAGCCGAUCUCAAAAGAGAGUGGACAAAGGAGCAUUUCCCAGAACGAAAACUCAGUUUACUGGUCACAUAUGUCAGAUGGGAUACGAGUGAUGGUCAACGAGCUGCGAAGUUUGAGAAACCGGAUAUGACGGCGAAACAACUUAUCGACCGAGCUAUGAGACAAGGUAGACGUGAAGUUGCAUCUCUUCCACUUAUGACUCUGACCAUGACUUCCGUUGAACUCCCCUCACCACCGACUUUGGAAUUUGACUUUGACUUGACAUGGGGAGAUACGGAUGGUGAUUUCGCCAUAUUACCCAACUUUCUCGAAUCCGCAUAUCAAGGAUUCAAGAAGCUCGAUACGGAUCUUCGAACUCAAAAACAGUCGAGGGAAUUCGGUUCCAAAGGUCCUGGUAGAUCCUUAUCACUUCCCAUGCCUGAUAAGCAUGCUCCUCUGGUGGAACCUGUACCUGAGUUGGUGUACCGUCGACGUGGUGGAGAUCAAGCGAAUAAAAUUCCCAUUCCAAGGUUCAAGUUGUUAGGAGAGGCAACGACGGAAGCGGCGAGAUUGGUACCGAGAUUAAAAGCCAUGUCGGCGGAAUUACCGUCGUUAAGUCAUCGUAUCGUCACGUUACAAUUAGAGGAGGGUAUGGAUCUAUUGUUGAAGCUGUAUGAGAAACAAUUGCCGGAUGGACCGGACUAGAUCACAUGUGGGAGUCAUGGACAAUCGAAACGAGUAUAGCAUUUUGAGUGGCAUCAAGGCAGGAAGUGUUGUUGUACUUCCCUGACAUACGACUUGUAACUCGAGAGAUGACACUUCUCUCAUUGG
This is a messenger RNA of Tremella mesenterica DSM 1558, 9474 nucleotides long. RefSeq lists its product as uncharacterized. The coding region runs from base 1 to 9348 and encodes 3115 amino acids. NCBI's taxonomy places the organism in Eukaryota, Fungi, Basidiomycota, Tremellomycetes, Tremellales, Tremellaceae. Gene Ontology annotation, cellular component: membrane. The record is from RefSeq and is a predicted model, not a curated record. The transcript has 12 exons. Gene Ontology annotation, biological process: fermentation.